This is a messenger RNA of Porites lobata, 5845 nucleotides long. NCBI's taxonomy places the organism in Eukaryota, Metazoa, Cnidaria, Anthozoa, Scleractinia, Poritidae. The record is from the annotation of a GenBank genome assembly.
AUGGUUCAGCAUUUCGCUGUUUUGUUGAUUCUCUGUAUUUCUGGCGGUUCACUGGGAACAACCACCUCACCUCAGCAACAAAACACUGAAAAGGUAAAGGAUUUAUGUGAGGUAAGAAAUACAUGAAGAUCAAAGCCACAUAUUUUAGUACUUUUAUCAUCGCUAUAUCAUUUUGCAUUCCAAUUUAUUUAAAAGUCCUUUUUCAGCAUGAUCUGACAAUUGCUUAUUUCAUUGUUACCUGCUUAUCCUAUUAAUUAACUAAUUGGGGUCAUGGUAUUUAACGUUCAGUUUUCAGUUUCCAAUUUUCAGGUUUCCUUCGUCUCCACAUUAAACUACAAAUCAUCUUUACUUUCAGCGAACUCUAGUGGGUUUCCCGGGCAUCCCAGGAUCCAAUGGCAUGCCAGGAAUGCCAGGCGUUCCCGGUCCUCAAAGACCCCAGGGAAGGGAUUGUACUAAGGGACAAAUUGGUGAUAAAGGAUCACAAGGAAUGCCGGGUCCAAGAGGAGACAGAGGGCGCGAAGGGCCUACUGGGAAGAGUGGACCCCGAGGAAUCAAGGGAAUAAAAGGUCAAACGGGACUUCUGGGAAUGAAAGGAGAGCAAGGCAUUGUGGGAAAUCCAGGGAGAAAAGGAGACAAAUUAAAGGAGACAGAGGAGAAAGCGCAAAAGCAAAUCAAGCAAGUGUAGUACCACAAACCAACUGGAAACAAUGUGUGUGGAAAUCAACCAGCAGUACUGAUAACGGAAAGAUUAAGGUAAUUAGAAAAAGAAUCAUGACACACUUCUAAGAAAAUUCAUUCUUUUUCAAAUUUAAAAAUUAAAAACUAAAGAUGAACGUCUCCCCUCUCGCCCACCGUUUGCCAACACAUUACAUGAAGAACUAAGUUACAUUUCACUCAUACAGCACUACUGCUAACGGAAAGAUUAAGGUAAUUAGAAUAAGAAUCAUGACACACUCCUAACAAAAUUCAUUCUUUUUUAAAUUAAAAACAUUCAAAGAAGAACGUCUCCCCUCUCACCCACCGUUUGCCACCACAUUACAUGAAGAACUAAGUUACAUUUCCCUCUACUUUGGUUUUUUUUUUUAAAAAAAAAAAAAAAAAAAAUCAUGCGUGAUAAAAUGAUUCCUUGCCAUAUGGAUAAGGACAAAAUAAAUUGAAGCUAUUACAGAGUUUUUAAACAUUAGGAAGUAAUCUUGACUGGAGUUGUUACUAUCAAUCAUUACACACGGUUUUGAGCCUUAUUACAACAUGUUUGAUUUGUUUGAUUUUAUUCCAGGACUGUGCGUUUAACAAACUGCAGUCUAAUUCAGGGCUCAGAGUCUCAUUUCAGGGAAACAUGGCAGUCCAAGGAAGUAGUUCUAAGUGUAACCGAUGGUAUUUCAAGUUCAAUGGAAAUGAAUGCAGUGGACCAAUGACGAUCGAGGCUGCUGCAUGUUUACAACAACUGGCCAUCUGGGACCCCUACUCUGCUGCAUCAUCGGUCAUUUGAGGGUCACUGUGAAAACAUCCCAUUAACAUCCCAUUAACAUCCCAUUCAAAUUAAGCUGAAAUACCACUGCUCUAAGCCAAUCAAAUUGCAGAAAUUUAUCAUGUAGUAGAUUGUUAAUACUAUACUCUAAUAACAGUAUCAAGAUUUUGUAUUAUUAUGUCGGCAUGUUAGUCCUGUUCAUUCACCUUUAUGCAGCAGUUGUUUGUUUUGUCACGCAGGGCUGUUUUAGCUUCUUUGUGUGGGGAGGCAUCUUUCGUGACGACACAGUAAUGGGCCGGCGCGUAGGGAAUUGAACCCCAUGCAGCCGUUUUGCCUUGUCACGCACCACUCCUUCCCAUUGAGCGACAAGACAAAAUAGCGAUUGAUUGGCAAUGCUUUUUGUAGGUGAUAUGUUAUGGAUGCAAAAUAUAUCACUACAGCUUCAGCGGAACCCCUUCUCUCUUUGGUUACCAUGUAUACCAUCGGAUUGUCGUUAAUAUCCUUUAGUCUAUAAAUAUGUAGUCAAAGUAAAGGUCGUGACAUAAUCUUUCAUCUCAGAGAAAAACAAAACUGCUGAAGAGGUAAUCUUCGCCUUCAAAAUAUUUUCGAAAACCUUUGAUUAAUUUGUGAAGUGAAAACGAUUUGAUUAAAUCGUGCUUUAAUUAAAUCUUUAAUCAAAGCAUGAUUUCUUUUGUAGCUAAACACUUUGAGGCAAAACCAUUAUUAAAAACGGAUUACAAUUCGAGGAUUAAAUCGCACCUUGUAAAAUUUAUGUCAGUUAGCUAAGAAGAUGAAUAUGAUUAUAGGAUAACUGAUUAUCUCUAGCCCGCGUGGCAAGCGUCAUCCUCGGAGACACAGGAGCAGUUAGUCGGGUCCAUAAAAUGUCCGUGGCGAAAGUUUACUGUAAGAUCGAGACGAGCUCGUCUCUUACAGUAAACUUUCGCCACGGACAUUUUAUCGACCCGUCUAACUGCCCCUGGGUCUCCGAGGACGGGUAAGCGUUCGAAAGGAAAAAGAAAAGGAAAUUUUGGCGCGAGACCACGCGCGAGGGACAAGAGAGGAGAGGAACGCGUUCCUCUUCCUCCUUCCUCGCGCGCCCUUCGUGCUUUUCACGCGCCCCAAAUCGUCUUUCUCUUCCCUUUGCAACGCCUGCAACGAGUCUAGAUUAUCUCUCAAAGAGUGGAUUAAAAUGGAAUGGUUUCAGUCUUAUAACAUUAACAUUCUUGUCAAACCUUCCUAUUACUUUAAUAACAUCUUCGUUAUAUUUCUUUCAUCUCAGUGCAGUUUGCUUAAGUGUGUCAUUAAAGCUUUUAAUAAAAGACAAUGUCUUACGGUUUACAAAAAUCUUGUUCAUUAUCUUUCCUAACAAGUAAUAUUGAACUCAUUAUGUCCGCUCCUUAACAGAGAAUUUCCCUUACAGUCUCUCAAUAUCGAUCAGCAUCCAAUGCAGCUAUUUGCAGCCUUGCCUGUUCGAGUACGUUUUCAAAUAAAGACGUUCCAGUUCUCGGAGUUUCUCUCUUUAGAAAAUGGGAGGGGGAGGGGGCAUCAAAAUCAUUUUGGUACCAAUAUCACUAGUGCUGUAUGGGUAUACCCGGCAGGGGACACCGUAUGGGAUACCCUUACAGCAAGUUAAAGCAAGAUAAGUUGGAUAGCAAUAUUUUCUACCGUCUUAACCGAAUAAACGUUUUCUCGUUGUUCCAGCCCGGAGUGAACUUGUAAAAGUUUAGAAUAGACUGUUCGAGUGCGUUCAUGAAUCAGAGUCUGCAAGGCCAGGGUUUUUGGAGUAUACACAAGAGAGCCCCUUUAUCCUCUCUUGGUAUACAGUAUAUUGGGGUAUUUAAUUUCAGGUAUACAAUAUAUUUAUGCUUAAAAUUGGGUAUAAAGUACUCACUCAUGACUAAAUUUGGGUAUAAAGUAUACAGUAGUUUUCUUAUUUUUGGUAUUCUAUACGAGUUUUCUUAUAAUUUUUGCAUAAUUGGUCUAUUGGAAGGUUUACUUUGGCUAUUUUGGUAUUCGACUACCUCUAUUUUCGAUAAUCAUCAAGAAUGUAAUUAUACUAAAAUUACAUAAAGACCAUUGCAUGCAAACUACCUUUUACAAUAACAAGAAGGCGUAAAUAUAACCGAAUUUCUUUUGUCAGCCAACCUGAAACUAUAGUUUACGCUAUAACAAGUAAAUUGAACUGUUCUUAAUGAACAGAGGUAAAAGCAGUUUGCCUCGGUGCUCAAUGGCGUCGUCACCUUUCAGACCGAGAGAUAAGUCAAGUCGAAAACAAAACUGAAUCGUUGGCAAAAUUUAAUUUUCCGCUAACAAACAAAACGUUUGGCAGUGCUAUUCCUCUUAAGGAAAGGAAAAGAAGAUGCUGUUUUAUUUGGUUUCGUACGUAGUGAACAGCGGGUAAACAGCUAUCUCCUGAAGAAGGCGGUAACUAAUGGUGGAGAUAAACGGCGACCCAAAAUGAGCGUCAAGGAUAAUUAGCGCUACGCACCGACCCUAAGAUGCAUGGUAGUUAUUUCGUAUGUCAUUUUUUUAUCUCGUGACUGAGAACGUUCGUUAGAUAUGCACUGUUUUGGGAUGGGUGUCAAAAUAGCGUAUCCGUUCGCGAUAUACCAACCAGAGAAGACAACAAACUGGUUUGUCUUUGUUAACUGGUAAUUAGAAUUGAUUUACAGUAACCUGACCCUUUUUAAGAAAAGAGACAUUAUUUAAUGACCCCGACUCAUUUCGCUUCGCAUACAGAAUAUAGCAUUUGAUAAACUAAAAUCAUGGAAUUAAGGUUUUUACAAAGGAAUUACUGAUUUGUAGCAUAAAUGUAGACCUUUUAUAGCCAGCCUUCACACUCUUUUUUUAAAAAAGGCUUCCGGUCCAGCAACCUACACCCUGUUACACCCGGUCUUCUAUUAACUCGUACGUUAUCCUUGAUUGCCUCCAGCUGAUUUAGCACAUAUAAAAAGGACAGUUUUCAACCAUUCAUUAUUAGAAUAUGACCUCAAGGGUAAACAUGAUGAAACGAUCUCACUUCCAGUGAAGGCUAGGCUAAAGAUAAAACUCCAGCUUAUAAGCUCUGGGAUUAUACAUCCUCAUAAGUGGCUUUAGGAGGGCUUAUAAACAGAGGGUCUUAUAUCCAAGGGGGCUUAGCUUAUACACUGAACAGAAAAUGAGCUUUGAAACACGCUAUAGCACUGCUGAUCAAAAUACGUUUUGCAUUUACUGUUUUUAAUUUAAGUUUCAAAACGUCAUAAUAAAUAGAAUUCAUAGGGGAGCUUAUAAUUGGUGCUAGAGGGGUCGUAUAAUGGGGGAGACUUAUAAUCACAUUGUAUUUUUUUGUUACAGAGAGAUAGGUUUAUAACUCGGGGCCUUAUUCUUAUAAGUGGCGGGGAGGGAGGGGGAUAGGCUCAUCAGUUAAUAACAGAUUGAAAUAGAACAAUCCUCUGCUUCGUAAAAGAUGGCCGCCACUUUAUCGUAGCAUAGCGCUGUUGAAUUCCUAGAGACAGCGGUAUAUAACCUUGUAUUAUUAUUAUUUAUUAUUAUUAUUAUCAUUAUUUUUAAUAAUGAAAAACAUUUAUUGACAACAAUGCUAACUAUUAAAAUCGUAUUUACAAUUAAUUCGCUUGAAAAAAAGAAAAAAAACUAUUCAUUGAAAACACUAUUUACAACUCCUGUCGAUUUAAAAAGCACUUAAUUUAGCUUAGACAGAGUUAAUUUAACUAAGAAAAACUUAUUCGAAUUAAAAACAUUUCAUUUCAAUAAAAAAAAAAAAACUGUCAGCCUCUAAAAUCCAAAAGUUUCUUUCAACUGUUUAAAAAAUAAUAAUAAAUUAAUAAAGCAUCCAUAUAGCUGUUGAGUCUAGGGAAGUCCUGCUUGACCCUUCUCUAUUUCUAGAUCCCUGUCCUUAACAUCUAAGUUCCUCCUUCUCGGGGUUUCUCGAUCCCCUUAGGUAUAGGAGGGCGCUCCGCAAAAUUGUAAUCAUUACACAAGGUUGCUCGCGUUAUUACAAUAUGCUUGAUUUGUUUGAUUUUAUUCCAGGACUGUGCGUUUAACAAACUGCAGUCUUAUUCAGCGCUCAGAGUCUCAUUCCACGGCAACACAAGAGUCCAAAGUCAUAAUAAACGUAACCGGUGGUAUUUCAAAUUCAAUGGAAAUGAAUGCAGUGGACCAAUGACGAUUGAGGCGGUUUACAACAACUGGCCAUCUGGGAAGCCUAAUCUGCUGCACCAUCGGUCAUUUGAAGGGUACUGUGAAAACAUCCCACAAGGCGCUGUUAGAGUGGAAUUAUGGGUAGGACAGUGUGGUGGCCAAACCUUGGGUGAUGCUUACACUGGGUGGGGCUCAGUGUCCCGGAUAAUGAUUGAAGAAGUAUCUAGGCCCCAGUCCUAA